Molecule: messenger RNA, 810 nt
Organism: Ictalurus punctatus (channel catfish)
Lineage: Eukaryota; Metazoa; Chordata; Actinopteri; Siluriformes; Ictaluridae
Product: F-box only protein 36
Exons: 4
Coding region: 62-649 (195 amino acids)
Molecular function (GO): protein binding
Source: RefSeq, a predicted model, not a curated record
UUCCGCAUAUCCGCGAAUAUCGAACGUCCAACUUCAAACCAACUUUAUUCCAGGACAAAACAUGGCGUCUCUGCUCCCAGACUUACUGUUUGAGAUCAGUGGUCAGGCACCUUCUCCUUCUAAAGAUUUCGUUCAGCUCACUGUAACAAAAACACAGGUAAUAUGGAGGUGGUGGAAGAUUUCUCUGCAUGUCAAGUUGCAAGGCAUGUCGCCCGGAGAAAUGAAACACAGUCAUGAGGAGUUUCUAAAUGAUAACAGACUACAGCGACAAGUUGGUUUGGUGUUUGGGUCACAGAUCCUGGAGUACACACUUGGCCUCUGUGAAGGGAGGUUUGAUUAUCUGGAGCGUUUGCCUGAUAAGCUGCUGCUGUAUUUUCUUUCCUAUAUGAGCUACCAGGAUAUCUGCCACCUCAGCCAGACCUCACACCGUUUCAAGAAGCUUUGUGACUCUAAUAAAGUAUGGCAGCAGGCAGUGCGGCGUAGCAGUAUUGAUAUCACACCCGAAAUAGAGACGCUGGCCAAGAGGUUUGGCUGGAGGAAGAUCUACAUCACUUUCCAUGAUAUUAAAGCCCAACUUGGUAGCGAGAAAGACAUAUCCAUGGACAUGGGUGAAGAUGAGGACAAACAUGAACCACAUGAAUCCCUUUAAACAUGGCUCCUAGAAGCAUUAUGUAAAUCUCUGUGAUAAUUGCUUGUAUUUUCUCAUUUGUAAGUCACUUUGGAUAAAAGUGUCUGCUAAAUGAAUAAAUGUAAAUGUAAAUUUAUUGUUCUUAUGUUUGCAGUGUUAUCAUUAAUAAACUUUCCUGACAC